Chara braunii is the source of this 2264-nucleotide messenger RNA. Lineage: Eukaryota; Viridiplantae; Streptophyta; Charophyceae; Charales; Characeae. The record is from the annotation of a GenBank genome assembly.
AGAGGGGCACACCCGGGAUUUUUGGAGAAAUCUUUUAAUAACCUGGAGGGAAAUAUUCCCAGCAAAGAUGCCGAGGGGAACAUUGGUUUCCACGAAAGGCGCUGUGGGAGCAAGCUUCAGUCAACCACCAAUGGAGCAUGCGUGGUGUGGAGAAGCUAAGUACCCAGCCUUGUUGUUUAAACAGCAGCUGGCAGCUUCUGUUGAAAAGGUGUAUGGUCUUCUAAGGGACAGUCUAAAGAAGGACCUGAUCCCUGUGAUAAGUCAAUGCAUUAAGGCUCCGAAGCGAACAAGGAGUUUCAGUGGAAGCGCAAAGCAGCCAAGCUCAUCAGAGCAAAGUUCAACCAACUGGCAUGCGAUGAUUAAGAUCAUGACGGAGAACAUGAACAUCCUUCGAGAGAAGAGGGUACCUCCAUCCCUUAUCAGGCAUUUGUUUACCCAGACGUUCGCUUUCAUCAAUGUGCACUUGUUCAAUAGUCUGUUGUUGCGACGGGAAUGCUGUUCGAUGAGCAAUGGAAUGUACAUGAGAGAAGGUAUAAUGCAACUUGCGCAGUGGUUCAGGGCCACGGGAACUAUGUACGCCGGGAGUUCGUGGGAAGAGCUGCAGCACAUAAGGCAGGCAGUAGAGUUUCUGGUCUACCAAAGAAAGCCAAAAGCAACUCUGGAUGAGAUUAUGCGGAAACUUUGCCCAGACUUGAGUGUGCAGCAGCUGUACCGUAUUAGUACCAUGUUCUGGGACGAGAAGUACCAGACGAAGACCGUCUCACCGGAGGUGAUGUCUAUGCUGAGGACCCUCAUGAUGCAGGCAACGACUGAUGAGUCGUGUACGGAGAGUGGGAAUUCCUUCCUGUUGGAAGAUAACACAACGAUUCCGUUCUCCAUCGAUGACGUCUCAACAUCGACAUCCGACGUUGAUGUGAUGAAUGUACAGCCCCCGGCUCUUCUGCGGAAUUUGUCGUCGUUUUAUUUCCUAAAGCCACUGAGAAAACGGCACGCAUCUCUGUCAACUCCAGACCGCAGCGCCAAGGAGUAGCAGCACAUCCAGCUUCAACACCUUUGCGGGUGCUGUCUGUCUUGUUAUCUUCUUCGCACUACAGUUCUUCGCUGCGCUGCGGUGCGUAUGGCACAGGAGUGACAAGUUGUGCCAAAGACGCCCACCUCGCGAUCGCUGAUCAGUACCAAUACGCAGAGAUGUGAGGUCCUCGGUUCGUCCAUCUGCGCGUUCAUGACCGAUAGCUAGUGCAUGCAUCCGCGCAUGCACACACAUGCCCUCACCGCGAAACCGGUUUGUUUACAGAUGCAUUGCAAGCCGUGUGCGGACGCCCGUCACCAGAUGCAGACCAGUGUGCAGUCACACACGUAAAUGAAUGGACGUGCAGGUCGACAAAACUCGUAUAGAAAUAGCAACAAGAGGUUUAGAAGAAAUAGCAGUUACUGCCGCUUCCUUGUUUAUGACUGACUGUGGCGGUUCCAACUGUGGCGGUUCCAAGGGUGCAGUUGUUCGCCGAUGAAAGUCUUUCGCCAAUUGGCCGAUGAAAGUCUUUCGCCAAUUGGCCGAUGAAAGUCUUUCGCCAAUUGGCCGAUGAAAGUGUUGCAUCAAUUGUUGUUUGCUGUGACACGCAUUAAGCGUGCUCAGCUCACCUGCACAGGUAUGCGAAGAUAGUCCAGGAUGUCCAGGAGUCGACAAAGACCCGGGUUGGUUUUGUCCUCCUUCAACCUCCCGUGCCACACGCACACACACACACACACACACACACACACACUGAUGAGUCGGUGAAAGUCCGACGAAACAGUCUGGUACAGUCAUGCUUUUUUUGAGUGUAUAGCGAAUAUGACCACACACACACACACACACACACACACGCACUCACAACAGAAGCAGAAAGAAUACAUGAGACCUCACUAUACGCAUAUGCUCUCGCAAUCAGGACUAUGGCAUGGGCCGGGUUGGUUCUGUCCUCCUCUGGCCUUCCGUGUCUCACACACACACACACACACACACACACAACAGAAGCAGAAAGAAUAUAGGAGACCUCACAGCAGAGACAUACGCAUAUGCUCGCGCAAUCAGGGCUCUGGCGAGGGCCAGGUUGGUUCUGUCCUCCUCUGGCCUUUCGUGUGACACACAAACACUCACACACACAUCACAUCCAGAAAGAACACAGAGCUGUCACAGCACAGACAUACACAUCUGCUCGCCCAAUCGGGGUUCUGGGCCUAGUCUGUUCCAAGUCUGUUCCUGGUCUGUUCAAGAUGGCAACCAUGUA